AUGCAAACACGCCUUCUUUGUUUGGCAGCCCUGCUGCUCCCACAGUAUGGACUGGCAGUCGAUGACCAAGUAGGAGCGAAGAUCGACUACGGCACAUUCGAGAAUCCCGCCGCUAGAGUUCGUCCUCGCUUUCGUUACUGGCUCCCAGAUGCCAGUGUAGAUCCGGCUAUUGUUCAAAAGAAUAUCAAGGAGGCCGGUAUAAAUGGUGCUGGAGGCGUGGAGUUUCUUCCCUAUUAUGACUAUGGUAAUACUGUCCCAGGUGCGGAUUGGGUCACCUAUGGAUUUGGGACGCCCGCGUUCGUCAAGAUCUUCAAAGCUGCCCUCCAGGCUCAUAAAGAUGCUGGUUUGGUGAUGGACUUCCCUUUGGGACCGAAUCAGGGACAAGGCGUACCAGCGAGUCCCGAUGAUGAAGGACUCCAGUGGGACUUAUCUACAGCGUCGAUCGCUGUUCCUCUGAAUGGAUCAUUUCAUAGACAGCUCCCUGGCUGGGGCACUGGGGAGCUGGUAGCGUUGGUUUCAGCUCAAGUGUUAUCGAGUCGAAAUAUCUCGAAUCCUACAAAUAGCUUGAUUCCUGGCAGUGAAGUUCAGCCCAGCGCUGUACAGUAUGUGUUAAAGAAUUCAACCUUGCAAGAGUGGUCACAGAACGUUACGUCCAUGGGAGAGGUGAACCUGAGUUUUCCUAAGACAGGCGGCCAGGGAUAUAGGCUAUUUGCCUUCUACCAACACCGGACGUUACAUCAAAAUGUACCGAGUACUUCUAACAUGUCGGGGACAAUCUUCAACGGUGGAUCAUAUGCUGUUGACCAUUUCAGUGCGAGGGGUGCGGAAACUGUUACUCGAUUCUGGGAUGAGUAUAUCCUUGAAGAUGAGGUCAAACAGAUGCUCGUUGCAGUCGGUAAUUAUGGCUGGGAGGAUAGCAUGGAGAUCAAGUCAAAUGUGUCCUGGACGCCGGAUCUUCCUAACAUCUUCCAGAAGAAGCAUGGCUACAACAUUAAGAAAUAUCUGCCACUUAUAAUUUACAAGAAUAACAACAUCGGUAUACAAUCGACCGCCCCUGGUACUAUCCAGUGUCUGCUAGAUACUCCCGAUCAGGGGAGUGGGUAUAUCAACGACUAUCGGUCUGCGUUAGUGGAAGGGUACAGGGCAUAUUUGCAGGGGUUGACACAAUGGGUGAAUGGCAUGAAUCUCCAAUACUCUUCCCAAGUGGGCUACAACCUCAAUAUCGAUGUACUAGCAAAUGUUCCAGAUGUGAAUGCGCCGGAAUGCGAAAGUCUGGGAUUCAGUGACAGCGUCGAUGGAUAUCGUCAAUUCGUUGGACCCGCAACUCUCGCCGGCAAACGUGUCAUCUCCAAUGAAAUGGGUGCAGUCUUCGACAAGGCAUACCAGCAUUCAGUUACAGCGCUUUUGUGGGAGAUUGCUCGGGCUGUUGCUGGAGGUGUCAACCAGUUCGUCCUUCACGGACAGACAUUCUCCGGAAACUAUGUCGGUACAACGUGGCCGGGUAAUACACCAUUCUACUAUCUUUUCUCUGAAUUAUAUUCUGAAAAACAGCCUUCUUGGAACCACGGCUUUUCGGAGGCGUUGAAUUAUGUGGCCCGACUGCAGUAUACGCAGCAGAAGGGACAGUCUAAAGUCGAUGUAGUUAUCUAUAACAAGGACUCGGCUACUGAUGCACAGUUCGGGACGAUUUACAACGAGACCGAUUUAAUUGAGGAAGGUUUCACAUACCUUUAUCUCUCGCCAGAUAACUUUGCUUUGCCACAGGCUCGUGUUGAGAACAGCACACUUGCCCCCAAUGGCCCCGGAUUCCGUGCAAUGAUCAUUCCCAGUUCAGGUAACCUCACAAUCGAAGCAGUGAGAGAUAUCAAGAGGUUCGCUCGUAAUGGUUUGCCUGUGAUCCUGUCCGGUGGGCUACCAAAUGCGUUCUACACAGGGGACGGAAACACAGACAGUCUCAUGAAGGAGAUAUCUUCCUUGAAAGAAGUGCAAAACGUCCACAUUGUAUCUUCUGGCCAAGCAUCAAAACAGUUAAAAUCGCUGGGCGUUGUGCCGCGGGUACAGCUGCAAACUAGUGGCACGUGGUAUUCUACAUGGCACUCUGACGCGGAUGGCGUCGACUAUCUUUUCGUCUUGGGUGAUACAGUUGAUACUGUUGGUAGUGUAAGUGUUGCCACGGCAAAGCGCCCAUAUGUCCUCGAUCCUUGGACUGGGAGCCAAACCCCCGUGCUUGAGUACCAACAAAAGUCUGGUCGAACUGUAGUGCCCCUUCGUCUGGCUGCGAACCAAACGGCUAUCAUUGGGUUCAGCGGCACGCCCAGCAACACUUCACUAUAUGCUACUCAGGUACCAUCUUCAGUCGUUGGCUACAAGUACGGCAACCGAACAAACAAUGUCCAAUUGCACGUCUCGUCCGGUUCAACCGACCAGACCCUGAGAUUAUCCAACGGGAAGACCAUAUCCCAACUAACGACCAAGGAUCCUGCCCCAGGAUACCAGCUCACCAACUGGACCCUAACAGUCGAACAUUGGGAACGCCCAGACAAUCUAUCCGACGCAUCAAUAAUCGCAGUCAAGCACAACACAACCCACGAACUCACCUCACUCAUCUCCUGGCAAGAAAUCCCCAGUAUCGCCAACGCCUCCGGGGUUGGCUACUACACCACUACCAUACCCUGGCCCCCAACAAGCAAAAUAGCAGAUGGCGCCUACCUAUUCCUCCCGCAGACCGCAAACGCAGCCCGUGUCUAUAUGAAUGGCCACAGACUCCCAGCUUUCGAUUUCCAGGCGCCGAAACUUGACCUCAGUGCCUACCUCGUCUCCGGGGAGAAUGAAUUGACUGUAGAGGUACCAUCGACUAUGUGGAAUUAUCUUCGGACCAUGUUGGGUGAGCUUUACUCGGCUGGUUCAUUACCCCAGCUCGAGGAGUCGGGUCCCGACCCGGUUGAUAAUGGGUUAAUUGGGGUGGCGAGAGUUGUGCCUUUUGUUAGUAUGGUUGAAUAUAUUGAGGAUAUGAUUCCUGGAUUGUUGGCGGAAGGACUCCGUUGUGCCAUGGCGGGCAGCGUUGAUCCGGACUUGCCCGAGCCAUGGACUGUGAAAGAUAUAGUUUGCGUAUCGAUCAUUGGCCCGUUAAUGCUGGCAGCUUUUGUGGAGUGGCUUCUCUUUCUCGCGGCAUUCUUAUAUUGCCUCGUAAAGGUGUACCAGAAAGCCGAGCAUUGGAGUAUCAAGGUCCUUGCUGUGACAAUGAUGAUACUUUUCACCUCACUGAGAGGAGUUUUCCUCCCCAUUAUGGUUGUCACCCUCCCUUUACCACCUCAGCUCACUCAGGAAUUCCCUCCUGAGUUCGUGUCCUUCCUCCAAUGGUUCGCAUUUUGGACAUUCUCGGCCUUGCUCACCAUCCCCUGGUUGUUCUGCGUUCAUAGACUGGUCACAACUUCCAUUGGAAGAACUCAGAGGAUAAAGGAAGUCUUAGAUGAACGGACAGCACCGAAGACUGUGAUUGUUAUGCCGGUAUAUAAGGAGAACCCUACAGUCCUGAUAAAAGCGAUCAAUUCGGUUGUCGACAGUGACUACCCGUCGAAUUGUAUUCAUGUAUUCUUAUCGUAUGACGGGGUCAUUAUUGAUGAGCCUUACCUUCGAGUGAUCCACCAUCUUGGGAUACCGAUUUGCCUAGAUACCUAUCCGCAGAGUAUUGAUGUGACGUAUAGGGGCGCCCGAAUCACCGUGUCUCGCUUCAAGCAUGGCGGCAAGCGAUAUUGCCAAAAGUUAACAUUCAAAUUGAUUAGUCAAGUAUAUGAAGAGUACAACACCAAACAUGACGAUCUUUUUAUGUUAUUCAUCGAUUCCGAUUGCAUCCUGGAUCGACUGUGUCUGCAGAACUUUAUGUAUGAAAUGGAGCUGAAACCGGGAAGCAAGCAUAACAUGUUAGCCAUGACCGGGAUUAUCACAUCAACUACAGAAAAGAAUAGUCUCAUCACGGUGUUACAAGACCUGGAGUACAUUCAUGGUCAGCUUUUCGAGCGUUCGGUGGAAUCGGGCUGCGGCGCUGUGACCUGUCUACCUGGCGCAUUGACGAUACUGCGAUUUUCCGCCUUUCGAAAGAUGGCAAGGCAUUAUUUUGCAGACAAAGCGGAACAAUGCGAAGAUCUAUUUGACUAUGCCAAAUGCCACUUGGGAGAAGAUCGGUGGCUCACACAUCUCUUUAUGAUCGGAGCGAAGGAGCGAUAUCAGAUCCAAAUGUGCACCAGUGCGUUCUGCAAAACGGCGGCGGCCCAGACCCUCCGCACUCUCUUGAAGCAACGUCGCCGAUGGUUCCUUGGCUACAUUACAAACGAGGCGUGCAUGUUGACAGACAUCCGGCUAUGGAGACGGUAUCCCUUCCUGUGUUUGGUUCGCCUCAUGCAAAAUACUAUCCGCACAACUGCGCUCCUCUUCUUCGUCCAAGUGAUUGCCCUCAUGACAACCUCCAGUCGGGUGGCAGAUCUCCCUAUUGGAUUCAUCGCAAUAUCGCUGGGGCUGAAUUACGUACUCAUGUUCUAUUUCGGGAUCCGAUUGAAGCGAUACAAGGCCUGGCUCUAUCCGCUGAUGUUCGUUGUCAACCCAUUCUUCAAUUGGCUAUACAUGGUGUACGGGAUUCUCACUGCGGGACAGCGAACCUGGGGAGGGCCGCGAGCUGACGCUGCGAAAGCCGAUGAGCAUACCUCGCCCGAAGAGGCUGUUGAGCAGGCUCGGGCACAGGGUGAUGAGCUCAAUGUCAUGGUUGAUACUUUUCGAUCCAAGGCCGACAAAAAGGGGUGUUCCAAUCGAGCUUCGGAACAAAUCGAUCGCCGUCUUUCUGGGUUGCCAGAGCCUCGCAACAGCCACCCUGCCAAUCAUGACGAGGCGAUGGUACCACUCGCUAGUCUGAUGACCUCACCCCUGGAUGUUCCCCGAAUCGGCUUACAUCCGAAUUGCUCUUCCGACACUGUGGUCACGGACUCUAGCAGCAACUCCAUAUCGUUACCCAUGGAUGUAGAGAGCUUGAUGAACGAAGAGGAUCGAGCGAAGCGGUCAAUGGCUCUCCAAGCACAAGAACUCGCGAGUACUCUUGAACAGCUCGCGACAGGCCCCGACAAUGGCGAUAUGUAUACACCAAGGCCAGCGAUGCUACAGUCUGAAGGUCCCGAGACACAUGUUGCAUCGGAGCAACCUCGAGGUGCCCCUGACUUUACCUCCUUCCAGAGAGAUAAUACCGUUCAUUGUAUGCCGCCCAUGCAGCCACAAGGAGCGCUGCAGCCGACAUCUGCUCAACAGUCAGUUGAGCUAGGUGUCAUGACGGGGAACCAUCGCAGUCUUCGACCUCUCGGGGUCGACGCUUACAAAAGACACCGAGGCCAGCGUCACAGCCAAGGAGCCCUGAGUACAUGGUGUGACAUCACAAGGAAAGAGUCGCUGGGAAGGUCCAUUCUCCAUUAA
Messenger RNA from Aspergillus nomiae NRRL 13137, 5451 nucleotides. RefSeq names its product chitin synthase D (gene chsD). Gene Ontology annotation, cellular component: cell septum; cell periphery. The transcript is spliced from 8 exons. The record is from RefSeq and is a predicted model, not a curated record. NCBI's taxonomy places the organism in Eukaryota, Fungi, Ascomycota, Eurotiomycetes, Eurotiales, Aspergillaceae. Gene Ontology annotation, molecular function: chitin synthase activity. The coding region runs from base 1 to 5451 and encodes 1816 amino acids.